AUGAUAUUUGACGAAGGUUAUAAUAGGAAAGAUAUAGAUCUGGAAGAAUUUUGCUUUACACCUAAAAGACUAAAUACAAACCCAACAUUUCUAUUCAAACCUAUCGCUUUAAAAGAUGCCAAUAAGAGAGACGAGGCUGGAAAUAUCCAACAUUCUACAAAGCAAGAAUCAAUAAAAGAACUAAAAGUACAGAAAACUAAAAAUACCAAAACAAAACCACCUAAAAAAAUAAGUCAAGAACCAUUAUCAAUAUCGGAAGUAUAUGAUCCAAAAAAUCAAUUAAGUUCUUUAGUUAGAAACGCAAAGCGUAACCAAGAGGCUUUGCAAUUAAGAAAUAAACGUAUUUCUAAGAAUAAGUUUGAAUCAAAGAAGAGAUAUGGUUGGUAG
Messenger RNA from Henningerozyma blattae CBS 6284, 387 nucleotides. RefSeq lists its product as uncharacterized. The record is from RefSeq and is a predicted model, not a curated record. The coding region runs from base 1 to 387 and encodes 128 amino acids. Lineage: Eukaryota; Fungi; Ascomycota; Saccharomycetes; Saccharomycetales; Saccharomycetaceae. The transcript has a single exon.